Messenger RNA from Paramormyrops kingsleyae, 4286 nucleotides. RefSeq names its product epidermal growth factor receptor kinase substrate 8-like. Lineage: Eukaryota; Metazoa; Chordata; Actinopteri; Osteoglossiformes; Mormyridae. Gene Ontology annotation, molecular function: actin binding. Gene Ontology annotation, cellular component: ruffle membrane; vesicle; plasma membrane. Gene Ontology annotation, biological process: regulation of Rho protein signal transduction; Rho protein signal transduction; positive regulation of ruffle assembly. The record is from RefSeq and is a predicted model, not a curated record.
GUAGGUGCGGACUGCCGGAGAGCCGGAGGGCGUCAUUCGGCGGCUCUGCGGGCUGGAAGCGCUGGGAGGGCUGAGGCGGGACCCUUCGCAGAGGAGAAACUAAGUGCCGUUUAUUUGCGGUUUCACUCUUUCCUCUUUUUCUAGAAGCACUGCCAGUGUUGUGUCCGGUCCUUUAGUUUAGACUCCGGUUUGGGACCCGUGUUCGUGCCAGAUGCGCUCCGUGACCGCGGACCAUGCGGUAACAUUUACGGGGAAAUAGGCGAACUACUCGGUCUGAUCCACGCAGUGCCGUGAAGGAAAGAUUGGUGUCAACUGGUAAAGACAUUCCUGAACUGUGGCGAGCAAAGCCAGUGCAAGGCCAUUUCUGUCUUCGGAGGUACAUAAUGAAUGGACACACCCCCACCACCAACUCUGCAGGGUCUGGAGGGGACACCUCCCAGCUAAAUGAUCACAGUUCCCAGGCUGCUGACCAGCCGGACCAGAACCCUUCACCCACAUACAAUGCUAAAGCUAUAUAUGAGCAAAGGAAGAAAUACACGAAAAACAGUAUUAAUAGCCUUAUGGAAACAUCUCAGUAUCGUGUGGAACACUUGACCACCUUCUCAAUGGACCUCAAGGAGGCCAUGUUCACCGUGGACGACGGCCUGCGGAGGCUUAAGCUGCUGGACGCUAAGGGCAAGGUGUGGACUCAGGACAUACUGCUGCAAGUGGAUGAGAGGAGCGUCUGUCUCAUCGACGCCGACACCAAGAACGAGGUGGAGAACUUCCCUCUGAGCUGUAUCAUGCGGUGCCAGGCGGUGAUGGAUGCCUGCAACUACGACUCCAUCUUGGCCCUGAUAUGCAAGGAACCAGGCCAGGCCAAACCCGACCUGUACCUCUUCCAGUGCAACGACAUCAAGGCAAAUCUCAUCUAUGCAGACAUUGAAAGUGCCAUUUGUGACCUCAAAGCAAAGACCAAGAAGCGACCAGAAACCCUCCGGAUGAUCCUGAACAGUGACGGGAUCAUACCCCCACCCCCAUCAGAGCCAGCCCCUACAGCUCCGCCUACCGUGGACAUUAUGUGCAGAGUGGCAGCGUGGUUUCCCCCAGCAGCCAAUGACCUGGUGGAGUACGAGAGACACCCACAUUUCAUGGAGCCAGAUGAGUCACCGGAAGCGAUGGCCGCCAGAAUCGACCGUGACGUGCAAAUUCUGAACCACCUCUUGGGUGACAUCGAAUAUUUUGUCACCAAGCUCCAGAGGGCAGCAGAGGCAUUUGGCGAGCUGUCAAAAAGGAAGAAAGCAAAGAAGAGUAAAAAGAGAGGACCGGGAGAGGGAGUUUUGACACUACGUGCCAAGCCACCGUCUCAAGAGGAGUUCAUUGACUGCUUCCAAAAAUUUAAAUAUGCGUUCAACCUGCUGGCGAAACUAAGGUUAUAUAUCAACAAUCCCAGUGCAUUGGAUCUAGUGCACUUCCUGUUUACUCCACUAAAUAUGGUGGUUCAGGCCACAGGGGAUGUGGAGCUGGCAAAGAGUGUCCUCAGUCCCCUCCUCACCAUGGAGGCCAUAGACUUUCUGCACACCUCUGGUACGGCCCCAGAGAGGCGUCUCUGGGUGUCUCUUGGAGAUGGUUGGACCAAAAGCAGGCUGGAGUGGCCCAAAGACCAUUACUUCCCGCCCUAUGUGCCCCGAUUUCGUGACGGCUGGGAGCCGCCGUCUCUGCCCGUGGUGAUGCUGGGCCGUGCCCAGGAGCAGGAGAUGAUGGAGCCCCUUCCGGAUUUCGAGAUUCAGCAGCUGGUGGACGUAGACCGAAGGGUGAGCCUGGAGCAUGCUGGUGUCCCACAUCUUCCCCAUGCUGAUGGGUACGCUCUCGGUAACGCGGCGCACAGACACACACACUCCCUGGACCAGGCGAUGGCCAUGGCUGGCCGCUAUGUAGCUGGAAACUAUGAAAGUCAGGUUAGGACCCAGCCGAGGAAUUUCGCCAAGUCCAUGUUUGACUUUGUGGCCAGAAACAACACGGAGCUGACAGUGGUGAAGGAUGAAAUCGUGGAGGUGCUAAAUGACCGCAAGCAGUGGUGGAAGGUGCAGAACAGUGCUGGGAUGUGUGGCUACGUACCGAACAACAUCCUGGAGGUUACCAGGGUGAUGGAAGUGAGUGGUGGGCGGAGCCAAGACAUGGGCAGCCGCAGCAUUCAGAUGCAGAGGACAAGCACCGUCCAUCGGCCCACAGUAAACUCCUUCUCUUCUGCCCCGAUGAUGUCAUCCAUGGCACCUGCCCCAGUUCCGGCCCCACCUCCAGUCCCCGCCCCUGCUCCCGAUACCAGCCUCCUUCCCAGCUGGAUCCCCACCCCGCCCCUGCCUCCCCCGGCCCCGCCCCCCUUGUUGGAGCAGAGGGACUCGCCUAUCAGCAGCGGCUCCAGUGACAGUGGCAGCGUCAUCCUCGGAGAACAGAGGAAGGAACGACAGCCACUCACUCAGCGCAGGAAGUCCAACAUGGAGGAGGUUCAGGACGAGUUGCUGCACAGGCUCACCCUGGGCAGAGGCACUCAGAGGAAAGUCUCAGUCCCUCAGCGCAGCAACAGCCUGCCCGCAGUGGGCCUCAGCUAUGACUCCACCCCCGAUGAUGUAAAGGCCUGGCUGCAGGUCAAGGGCUUCAGCUCUGUUACCGUUACCAGUCUGGGCGUGCUGACUGGUGCCCAGCUCUUCUCCCUCAACAAAGAAGAACUCAAGACCGUGUGUCCAGAAGAUGGGGUGCGGGUCUACAGUCAGGUCACCGUACAGAAGACCGCCCUGGAGAGUAACAGCAGCUCCGAGCUGCAGGAGAUGAUGCGGAGGAGGCAGGAGAAGAUCAACAUGGCCGCCUGCGACUCGGGGGUGGAGUCUUUCGACGAGGGCAGCGGACACUGAGGGGGCCCCCGACGUCGCUAACCCCUCCCGCCUGCCCCCUUCCCAGGAGACCCCUGACCAAUCCCGUGAGUUUGCUGACAUCAUCAGGCACUGCCACGAGAGCCUGGAGGCAUGACGGCGGCAUGGAAAGACACUGCACCAGCUGACCAAUGGAAUGCCGCCCUGCGUUUGAAAUUGAGCUCUAUCACGUUUCCGUGAACAGACAUGAUGUCAGAAGCCAGUAGAGUUUCAAGGCACAUGAACGAAGCCGCUGGUUUCAUUACUUAAUGGUUCUGUUUAGCGUCCCAUGUUUAUACAGAACAUAUGAUAGGGUGAGUUUUAUCUGACUCCCAACAGAUGCUAAGCAAGGCGUGAUGCAAUUCCCCGGCGAGCACAAGAAUCAGCAGUUGGACAUAUUACCAAAACAUAAGUUUGAAAAAACCUGUUGUUAAGUCAUCCUGACAUCUGUUCUUUAUACGUGUAAAACCAAAUACAACAUUGCAAAGCCAUAUUGCCGUGAUCGUAAAGCCAAAUUACUAAUCACGCAAAACCAAAAGACCGGAAAGUGCAAACCAUCGGGUUCCUCCAUGAUACUUGGUGGAACCUCAUUUGGUAGAUGUACCUGGAGAUGGUAUCAGCAUUUCUCAGCAGAUGCUCGUCAGGACAUGUUCAGAUUUUCUUGGUCGCUGACCAGGAUUUACCUGUAUAUGCCCUGUAUUCAGUCCUCUAUUAGAAAGACUCAAAAUCAGUGAAACAAUACCUUGAAAAUAUGACUGUAUAUGACCAAACUGUUGGGAUCGCUAAUCAGUCCCAAGCAGACUGUCUAGAAUGGCAGCUGAACUCUGAGACGUCUUCCACAGAUCACUCUGUCCUCAGCUGGCACUUACUCAACUCCUGGUCAGACACACAUCAUCAAGGUAAUAACUGCUUGUCUGUACCCCAGUAAGCAUGUGACUAGGCAGUCUGCAGUGAUUGGUUCAUGAAACUGCUUAAUACAUAGCACUUGUGCAGAUGACGUGCGGUGAUCUCAGACUGAAAGCCAGUUUCUAUGGCUGAAUAUAUUAUGCGACGUGUAUAUAUACAGUUACUCUAGAGAUGAACUGAAAGCUCCUGUACUGUACAGGGAAGUAAACACAGGAUAAAUAUUUAUAAACAUCUGGCUGUUUGUGCAUGUGUGAAUGCAGGUGUGAGGAAUUACGGUACAGAUAUUUUCAUUAAGAAUAUAUGUAUGUCUACAUAUAGCAAAUCGGAGCAAAAUAGUUGUAUUUUUGUGACAGAUUGCUGGCAAUUCUCUGUGCGGGACAAUAUGCUAAGAAAUGUAUAACACCACUGUGGUACCAGUACACAUGGCUGUAAUUUAACGUGCCUUUUCCACCUGAAUCUGACACAAUUCUACAAUAAACAGUAUUAGAAAAUAUU